Molecule: messenger RNA, 1020 nt
Organism: Mus caroli (Ryukyu mouse)
Lineage: Eukaryota; Metazoa; Chordata; Mammalia; Rodentia; Muridae
Source: RefSeq, a predicted model, not a curated record
AUGGACCAGUGCCCCAUACCUACCUUGCUGGAACAUGGCAACUUCUCUCAGGUCCUGUUUAACAAUGUGGAGAAGUUCUAUGUUCCUAGAAGAGAUAUCAUGUGCUAUUACACCCUCACUGAAAAGUUCAUCCCUUGACUCGAGGACUGGAUUGGCAUCUUUAAAGUAGGGUGGAAGACCACUCAGGAGUAUUAUACCUUCAUGUGGGCUCCCUUGCCAAAAGACCAAAACAAGGAUUCAGCCACACAGCAGGAAAUCCAAUUCAAAGCUUAUUACCUUCCCAAGGAUGUGGAGNGCUACCAGUUCUGCUAUGUGGAUGAAGAUGGUUUGGUCCGGGGAACAAGUGUCCCUUUCCAGUUCUGUCCAGACCCUGACGAGGACAUAAUGGUUGUUCUUGAUAAGGAAAAGGUAGAAGAGAUGGAACAGCGCAGCAAGGAGCUUUACCAAGAAAACCAGGAGCUGAAAGACAAGUGCAUUGACCUCCAUGAGCAGCUACAGAGGACGCAGGUGGCACUGGAAGCAACACAGAGGGUCAAUAAGACCUUAGAACAGGAAGUGGAAGAGAAGGCCUCCUGGGAGGAAGAGAAGACCUCCUGGGAGGAAGAGAAGACCUCCUGGGAGGAAGAGAAGGCCUCCUGGGAGGAAGAGAAGGCCUCCUGGGAGGAAGAGAAGGCCUCCUGGGAGGAAGAGAAGGCCUCCUGGGAGAAACUGAAGGCCUCCUGGGAGGAAGAGAAGACCUCUUGGGAGGAAGAGAAGGCCUCCUGGGAGAAAGAGAAGGCCUCCUGGGAGAAACUGAAGGCCUAUUUUUUGAGUGAGCUGCACCGGGUGAGAGAAUACAACCAGAAGAUGAUCUCGGAAAAUAAGGCCUUGGAGAUCAGAGAAGAAGAGCUUCAGAAUGAGCACCAGAAGAUUCUGGAGCAGACAGUGGAAAUGUGGGAGAAGAAGGAAGCUGUAGCGUUGAAGAAGCAGCAGAAGCUAAUGGAGAUUUUACGAUGCUAUGGAUGGAAAGCUCAGGUCUGA